Messenger RNA from Pelobates fuscus (common spadefoot toad), 1314 nucleotides. RefSeq names its product activating signal cointegrator 1 complex subunit 1 (gene ASCC1). Gene Ontology annotation, cellular component: nucleus. The record is from RefSeq and is a predicted model, not a curated record. Gene Ontology annotation, molecular function: RNA binding. NCBI's taxonomy places the organism in Eukaryota, Metazoa, Chordata, Amphibia, Anura, Pelobatidae. Bases 89 to 1156 code for a protein of 355 amino acids. Gene Ontology annotation, biological process: regulation of DNA-templated transcription; DNA alkylation repair. The transcript has 10 exons.
GUUGUGUUGGCUGAGACUGAGUUUAGAGGGGGAUAGCUGCUUCUUGGACAUCACAUUAUAGGUGUAUGACAGACUGAGAUUACUGAAUAUGGAAGUAUUACAUCCUACCUUGAUUAACAUCGGAGGGCGGAUAUACAGGAAGAACACAAUUCGAGAGACUACUUUUCAAAAUGAGGAAGAAGAGGAUGAUUUCUAUAGAGAGCCCAUGCAGUGCUUAGACGAGCCUUGUGACGACUUCACAGUGGAAGAGUCUGAAAGGGGUUUUAAAUGUACAGUAGAUCUUCCCAGUCAACUAUUUAAAUACAUUAUUGGAAAGAAAGGGGAGACCAAGAGGAACCUUGAAUCUGACACACGAACCUCUAUUAGUAUCCCCCGUCCUGGGCUUGAAGGUGAAAUUGUUAUUACAGGCCAACAUCGUAAUGGAGUUAUCUCUGCUCGGACACGCAUUGAGUUACUGGCUGAGACAUUUCGGAAAAAGCAGCCAUUUACCCACUUUUUGUCCUUUCCCCUUAACCAGCCUGAGAUUCAGGAGAGGUUCCUGCAAUUUAAAGAGGAGGUCCUAACAAAAUGUUCCAAGGACCAUGGGAUAGACAACACUAUUUUUCAGAACCCAGCCAAGCUUCACUUAACGAUAGGAACCAUAGUUCUUCUCAGCGAGAAAGAAGUCAAACAGGCUUUUGAAUUGCUCGACAAGUGCAAGGAGGACUUCCUGGGCAAACUUGCUGCUGGGAAGCCAUUGCAAGUGAAAGUGGCUGGAAUAGAGUACAUGAAUGAUGACCCAGCCAUGGUGGAUGUCUUGUAUGCAAAAGUGCAAAUGAAGGAUGGAUCAGAAAGAUUGCAGCUCGUAGCUGAUCGCCUGAUGCAGAGAUUCAUUGGAUCUGGGUUGAUGCUGAAAGAGUGGGACAGAGUAAAACUCCAUGCUACCGUUAUGAACACACUGUUUCGCAAAGAUCCUUUAGCCGAAGAGAGAAAUAGCAUAUCCUCGGGAAAACCUGGCCAGAGAGAAAGGGAAUCAUUUGAUGCUAGGAACGUGCUGAAGAUUUUCGACAAUUACUACUUUGGAGAUUUUGACUUGAAUACGGUACAUCUUUCUCAAAGAUUCUCAGUAGAUGACUCUGGCUAUUAUGCAUCAUCUGGACAAGUCACCAUCUCCUGAGGAUACAGCUCGUUGGUAAUUCCUCAGAUUCCAUCAAUAGGAUGAACUACAGGUCACGCUGAGAAACAAAAAAUAAUAAUUUGCAGGCAAAAUAAAAUAUUUGUAUUAUAAUGAAGAAAAGACCAAUGCAUCCUUUUUAAGAGUAAAAAAGGAUUUAA